This is a messenger RNA of Populus trichocarpa (black cottonwood), 1325 nucleotides long. RefSeq lists its product as uncharacterized. Lineage: Eukaryota; Viridiplantae; Streptophyta; Magnoliopsida; Malpighiales; Salicaceae. The record is from RefSeq and is a predicted model, not a curated record. The transcript has 6 exons. The coding region runs from base 414 to 1070 and encodes 218 amino acids.
AAGGAGACACCCCCCCUCAAAGAAGAGUCGCUUAGUUUGAGAGAGAGAGCAAAACAGAGAGAGAGAGAGAGAGAGAGAGAGAGAGAGAGAGAACACAAACACAAAGGAGCAAAGGUAAUUUGCCUGCUUGUGGUUCUCUCAUAGAGAUAGAGAGAGAUUUUGGAUUUCUCUUGUUUUGUUUUUGAGAAACCUUGCUUCUUUCUUUCUUUAUAAAGAGAGCAAACACUAUUGUAUAGUAUUUGCUUUAAAGGAGUUUCAGUUCUCAUGCAAUUAUCUAUUGAUCUUGAAGCUGGACCACACAACUUCAUAUAUGCUUUAUUAAGCAAAUCCCUGAUGAGCACUCUCAAAAUUCAGUUUUCUCUUAGCUUCUAAUAAGCCAAUUCUGCCAUUUCUAUAAGUUUCCUCUUCUGGAUAUGGAGAAGGAAGAAAGAAACCAGAGAGCUUCUUGUAAAAGUUUAGAGCCCGAGUUUUUCUUGCAGUGGGGAAAUAAAAAGAGGCUUAGAUGUGUUAGAGUUAGAGACCCUCAAAUCAUUUCACGGAGAUCUGAUGGUGUUUUUCGCAGAAAAAUCACUUCUCGGAUUGAUAGAUUUGUGGUCUCUUCUGCUACUACAGAGAAAGACACAUCUCUUCUUCAAUCUAAUCGUAUCACAAGGAAUUCUGAAGCAGCAGUACUUAGGUCCAGUGUGGCUGAGAACAGGAAAUCAUCAUCGCCGGAGAAGGAGGAUCGUUAUUACACUACAAGGGGGUCAGUGGGUCUGGAUGAGAAUGGCAAGGUCUCAAUGGAUGGUAACAAUGGAGAUGAUAAAGCCCACGUUUGGCCUAAACUAUAUACUACUUUGUCAAGCAAAGAAAAAGAGGAAGAUUUUAUGGCUAUGAAGGGGUGUAAGCUACCUCAAAGGCCAAAAAAGAGAGCCAAGAUUAUACAAAGAAGUUUACUUCUGGUAAGCCCUGGGGCAUGGUUGACUGAUAUGUGCCAAGAGAGGUAUGAAGUUAGAGAGAAGAAGAGUUCCAAGAAGCAGAGACCAAGAGGUUUGAAGGCCAUGGGGAGCAUGGAAAGCGAUUCAGAAUAGCAUGUGUGGCAUUCGUUUUAGCAGCAGUGGCAUUUUUUUUUUUCUAUUCAAAUUUUCGGGAUCUUGUUUUUGUUUUUUUUUUUUUUUUUUUUUGGGGGGGGGGGGAGAUCAUGACAAGGAGGAGGUGGUGGCUAGAGUUUGUUAGGAGAAGAUAGAAAAAUGUAGUAGUCUCUGCUGGGCUUGUUUGUUGUUCUUGAUGCUGUAAUGUAUAAAAGGAAAAAUGAGAAAAGCAAUCUUUCUCUUCGUUUAUUACCA